Tuber aestivum (summer truffle) is the source of this 876-nucleotide messenger RNA. NCBI's taxonomy places the organism in Eukaryota, Fungi, Ascomycota, Pezizomycetes, Pezizales, Tuberaceae. The record is from the annotation of a GenBank genome assembly.
AUAUCACAACAGACGACUACUAGCCACCUGCUCAUACGGCUAUGCUCCGUCCUUCUGAGAAAUCGGACUGCUUGGCUCCGCAACCAGUUCACCCGCACCCUCUGCGAUGUGCACCAUUAUUUAUGGGUGCUGGACAUGGUUACAACUUGUCCAACCCGGAGCAAAAACAGGAAGGUUCUGUUACUGAGGAGGUCGGGCAACAGCAGAUUCCUGGAGACAAUUCUCAUUUGGUAAGUUGUUAAACAAGUGAUAGUUGUAAUGGCGACUGAUGAAUUUUUGGAGUAGGUGAAUAGUGGGGGGCUACACGAUCGGGUUAUGGCCUUCGGAACAGUAUAGCCCAUAUUUAGAGGAUGACAUUUGAGAACGAUUUACGAUGCUGAUACUCGAUAGGAGCUGACAAAGUUUACCCAAAUUUACGGGGAGGCUAUUGGAGACUUAUCAUCGAGGAUGGAAACAAACACCGCGGAGAAUCAUGAGAAGCUCCAGUCUGGUUUACAGGCUCUUGAAUCGGAUAUCCUGGUGAAAUAUUGGGGACUUAAGUCAGAUGUAACGAUGGUUAAGUUGGAUAUGUUAGCUAAGUAUCUGGAACUAAAGGCGGAAAUAAGGAACUCCGGAUCAGAUAUGGGGGAAAAAUAUUCAGAUAUUAAAGCCCAACUUGAUGUUCUUUGGAUGUUCUUUGGAUGUGUGUUGGUAUGUGUGUUGGUAUGGUUUUUUGUUAGGUAAUAGGAUGUGUACUAGGUAAAAUAUAGCAACGCGCUUACUACUAAUUCCAUGCUGUGGUCCACUAGGCUGUUCCCUGUAUUGUUUCUCUAAUGAGAUGAGCGCAGAGUUUCCACCAAAAAAUGUAUUUAGGCCCAAUUCCACACAUCAUUCCGG